GUUGUGCAGAGCUGACCAAACAACAGGCACCCACGGCAGAAUUCCGGCUGCCCCCACAUUGAGCAUGGUGGCACGCCUCCGACAGCGAGAACUACCUUUCUAUCGCAGGUGGAAAGUACAAGUCGUUUUUGCUUUCUUGAUCCUCCACUUCCUUCUCUACCUCUACAUUUGCACCACUUUUCGAAGUGUCAAGUGCUUUCGCCGCUGAGCCAUCGAAUCGAGCUUCACCGCGCCGCUUGCUGCCCGCUGUUCGCCCCACCACCCGACUCACUGCGCCCAACGCGACUUUCGCAAUCGCCCUCCUCUCACACGCGACCUCAAACGUCUUUCCCAACUUCGGACGUCUGCCUAAACAAUACCGCCAAGAUGAUGAAAAUAUGGUCCAUGAAGAAGAAGCAGGCGGAAGAUGACGCCGCAGCCGCAGCGACAAGCAAGAAGAAGAAGGUCACACCCGCCCAGCUGCGCGCCCAGAAAGAUCUUGAAGAGCUCUCUCUCGGCACAACCAUGAAGACACAUUUCCCCAACCCCGACGACAUCCUGAAUUUCACACUCACCAUCGACCCCGACGAGGGCAUGUACAAAGGCGGCCGCUUCAACUUCAGUUUCGCCAUCAACCAGAACUUCCCCCACGACCCACCAAAAGUGAAGUGCACGCAGAAGAUCUACCACCCCAACAUCGACCUCGAGGGCAACGUGUGCCUGAACAUUUUGCGCGAGGACUGGAAACCCGUGCUGAACCUGAACGCGGUAGUUGUCGGGCUGCAGUUCCUAUUCCUCGAGCCGAACGCAAGCGACCCGCUGAACAAGGAGGCGGCAGAGGAUCUGAAGGUCAACAGGGAAGGGUUCAAGAGGAAUGUUAGGAGUAGUUUGGGUGGAGGGACGGUGCGGGGACAGAGUUUCGAUCGCGUGCUCAAGUGAGUGGCUGAUCGAGCUGUCGACUGGCACGAGAAAGACAAUCAUGAGCAGAGAGCAAUUCGCGGCUCUGUGUCAUGUUCGGCGGAAGUGACAUUGGCACACUCAUAUGUGCUUAUGCAUGCGCUGACAUGAAGGAGGAUGGAUGGAUGGACGUUGAUGGGUCACACAACAUACUACGACUUUAGAGCGAGCAUCUAAGAAUCGGCAUACUUUCGAGCGCGGCGUUGAUUUGUAGGUUGCUUUGCGAAUGGAAACGAACACCACAACGAGACAUUUUGUUGUGCGCAUAUUUGACAUGACGCCGUUUAUCUAAC
Molecule: messenger RNA, 1229 nt
Organism: Macroventuria anomochaeta
Lineage: Eukaryota; Fungi; Ascomycota; Dothideomycetes; Pleosporales; Didymellaceae
Exons: 3
Coding region: 367-918 (183 amino acids)
Source: RefSeq, a predicted model, not a curated record